AUGAUGCUGCGAGAACUGCUGGCGCCAUCCUGUCUGGACCCCGAGCCGCUCCCCGGACCCCCGACCCAGCAGGCGCCAAGGACGCCACGAUGCCUCAGACCCAGUGGCAGGUCCUUCUGGCCUGCACGUCAGGACUCGGUCACCAACCUGCGUUUCCUCCAAGAGACAGCAGAGGGGCUGGCUCAGCCCCCUGCCCAGGAUACCCAGGCCCUGGGGCCCUGCUGGGAGCUGAAGGCCCUGGGGGUGCUGGGACCCUCACCUCUGGCCAGGAAUACCAGGGCCAUGCUGACCCCAAUUAGCCAGCAAGGAGGCAGCCUGGGGCCUCCCGGGAUUCCACCGGCCCCUUCAGCCCCACCCCAGAGGAGACUCCGGAAGCAGCCGAACCCGCACCAGGGCGCGGAGAAAGUGGACCCCUGGUUUGAGGGAGUGACCCUGAAGUUUCAGAUAAAGCCGGAUUCCAGCCUACAAAUCAUACCCAGCUACAGCCUGGCCAGCAGCAGCCGCUCUCAGGGUCCCCCUACAGGCCUCGAGGCCAACCUAGGAGGCAGCGAAGCCCUGGGGCCCCGGCGCUGUGCUUCCUGUAGGACCCAGAGAACCCCACUCUGGAGAGAUGCUGAAGAUGGGACACCUCUCUGCAAUGCCUGUGGUAUCAGGUACAAGAAAUAUGGCACCAGGUGCUCCAGCUGCUGGCUGGUGCCCAGGAAAAAUGUGCAGCCCAAGAGGUUAUGUGACAGAUGUGGGAUGUCCCUGGGCCCCAACCAAGGCCCAACCCAGGAAGGGUAAGCCCUUCCUCA
Messenger RNA from Miniopterus natalensis, 794 nucleotides. It is a transcript of the gene ZGLP1, whose product is annotated as zinc finger GATA like protein 1. Lineage: Eukaryota; Metazoa; Chordata; Mammalia; Chiroptera; Miniopteridae. Gene Ontology annotation, cellular component: nucleus. Gene Ontology annotation, biological process: spermatogenesis; regulation of transcription by RNA polymerase II; oocyte development. Gene Ontology annotation, molecular function: zinc ion binding; sequence-specific DNA binding. The record is from RefSeq and is a predicted model, not a curated record.